This is a messenger RNA of Cariama cristata (Red-legged seriema), 2946 nucleotides long. Its product is annotated as myosin heavy chain, skeletal muscle, adult-like. The record is from RefSeq and is a predicted model, not a curated record. Gene Ontology annotation, cellular component: myosin complex. NCBI's taxonomy places the organism in Eukaryota, Metazoa, Chordata, Aves, Cariamiformes, Cariamidae. Gene Ontology annotation, molecular function: actin filament binding; cytoskeletal motor activity; ATP binding.
AUGUCAUCAGACUCCGAGAUGGCCGUCUUUGGGGAGGCAGCUCCUUACCUCCGAAAGUCAGAAAAGGAGAGAAUCGAGGCCCAGAACAAGCCUUUCGACGCCAAGACAUCUGUCUUUGUGGUGCAUCCUAAAGAAUCCUUUGUGAAAGGGACUAUCCAGAGCAAAGAAUCAGGGAAGGUCACUGUCAAGACUGAAGGUGGAGAGACUCUAACCGUGAAGGAAGAUCAAAUCUUCUCCAUGAACCCUCCCAAGUAUGACAAGAUUGAGGACAUGGCCAUGAUGACCCACCUCCAUGAACCCGCUGUGCUGUAUAACCUCAAAGAGCGUUACGCAGCCUGGAUGAUCUACACCUACUCGGGUCUCUUCUGCGUCACUGUCAACCCCUACAAGUGGCUGCCGGGUGCCAACCCGGCGGGGGGGGUGAAGCGCCAGGAGGCCCCUCCACACAUCUUCUCCAUCUCUGACAAUGCCUAUCAGUUCAUGCUGACUGAUCGGGAGAACCAGUCAAUCCUGAUCACUGGAGAAUCCGGUGCAGGGAAGACUGUGAACACAAAGCGUGUCAUCCAGUACUUUGCAACAAUUGCAGCGAGUGGGGAGAAAAAGAAGGAGGAGCAAUCAGGCAAAAUGCAGGGAACGCUUGAGGAUCAAAUCAUCAGCGCCAACCCGCUGCUGGAGGCCUUUGGAAAUGCCAAGACUGUGAGGAACGACAACUCCUCACGCUUUGGCAAAUUCAUCAGAAUUCACUUUGGUGCCACAGGAAAGCUAGCUUCUGCCGAUAUUGAAACAUAUCUGCUGGAGAAAUCCAGAGUCACUUUCCAGCUCAAAGCAGAAAGAAGCUACCACAUAUUUUAUCAAAUCAUGUCGAACAAGAAGCCAGAGCUAAUUGACAUGCUUCUCAUUACCACCAACCCGUAUGACUAUCACUUUGUGAGUCAAGGUGAGAUCACUGUUGCCAGCAUUAAUGACCAGGAGGAGCUGAUGGCUACAGAUAGUGCCAUCGACAUCCUGGGCUUCACUGCUGAUGAAAAAACAGCCAUUUAUAAGCUGACAGGGGCUGUCAUGCACUAUGGGAACCUGAAGUUAAAGCAGAAACAACGAGAGGAGCAGGCAGAGCCAGAUGGCACAGAAGUUGCUGACAAGGCUGCCUACUUGAUGGGUCUGAACUCAGCUGACCUGCUCAAAGCCCUCUGCUACCCCCGUGUCAAGGUUGGGAAUGAAUAUGUGACCAAGGGCCAAACUGUGCAGCAGGUGAACAAUGCAGUUGGUGCCCUGGCAAAGGCUGUCUAUGAGAAGAUGUUCCUGUGGAUGGUUAUUCGCAUCAACCAACAGCUGGAUACAAAGCAGCCCAGACAGUACUUCAUUGGUGUCCUGGACAUUGCUGGCUUUGAGAUCUUUGAUUUCAACAGCCUGGAGCAGCUGUGCAUCAAUUUCACCAAUGAGAAACUGCAACAAUUCUUCAACCACCACAUGUUCGUGCUGGAGCAGGAGGAGUACAAGAAGGAAGGAAUUGAAUGGACAUUCAUCGAUUUUGGGAUGGAUCUAGCUGCCUGCAUUGAGCUCAUUGAGAAACCCAUGGGCAUCUUCUCCAUCCUGGAAGAGGAAUGCAUGUUCCCCAAGGCCACUGACACCUCUUUCAAAAACAAGCUCUAUGACCAACAUCUGGGCAAGUCCAGUAACUUCCAGAAGCCCAAGCCUGCCAAAGGCAAGGCUGAAGCCCACUUCUCCCUGGUACACUAUGCUGGCACGGUGGACUACAACAUCUCUGGCUGGCUUGAGAAGAACAAAGACCCCCUGAAUGAAACUGUCAUUGGGUUGUACCAGAAAUCAUCUGUGAAGACACUGGCUUUACUUUUUGCCUCCUAUGGUGGAGCAGAAACAGAGGCUAGUGGUGGUGGCGGGGGUGGGAAGAAGGGGGGCAAGAAGAAGGGUUCUUCUUUCCAGACUGUCUCAGCUCUUUUCCGGGAGAACCUAAACAAGCUGAUGACCAAUCUACGGAGCACUCACCCCCAUUUUGUCCGUUGCAUCAUCCCAAAUGAAACAAAAACACCUGGUGCCAUGGAGCAUGAACUGGUGCUUCACCAGCUGCGGUGUAACGGCGUGCUGGAAGGCAUCAGAAUUUGCAGGAAAGGUUUCCCCAGCAGAGUUCUCUAUGCAGACUUCAAACAGAGAUACAAGGUGCUUAAUGCCAGUGCGAUCCCAGAGGGACAGUUCAUUGACAGCAAGAAGGCUUCUGAGAAGCUUCUCGGGUCAAUCGAUGUGGAUCACACCCAGUACAAAUUUGGCCACACCAAGGUGUUCUUCAAAGCUGGACUGCUGGGACUCCUGGAGGAGAUGAGGGAUGAGAAACUGGCACAGCUCAUCACCCGCACCCAGGCCAGGUGCAGGGGCUUCCUGAUGAGAGUGGAGUACCAGAGAAUGGUGGAGAGAAGGGAGUCCAUCUUCUGCAUCCAGUACAACAUUCGUGCAUUCAUGAAUGUCAAGCACUGGCCCUGGAUGAAGCUGUUCUUCAAGAUCAAGCCCUUGCUGAAGAGUGCAGAAUCUGAGAAGGAGAUGGCCAACAUGAAGGAAGAGUUUGAGAAAACCAAGGAAGAGCUUGCAAAGUCUGAGGCAAAGAGGAAGGAGCUGGAGGAGAAAAUGGUGAAACUGGUGCAGGAGAAAAACGAUCUGCAGCUCCAAGUGCAGGCUGAAGCUGAUGCUUUAGCUGAUGCUGAGGAAAGAUGUGACCAGCUCAUCAAAACCAAAAUCCAGCUGGAAGCCAAAAUUAAGGAGGUGACUGAAAGGGCUGAGGAUGAAGAAGAAAUUAAUGCUGAACUGACAGCCAAGAAAAGAAAACUGGAGGAUGAAUGUUCAGAGCUGAAGAAAGAUAUUGAUGACCUUGAAUUGACACUAGCCAAGGUUGAGAAGGAAAAACAUGCCACUGAAAACAAGGUGAAAAACCUUACAGAA